This is a messenger RNA of Juglans microcarpa x Juglans regia, 904 nucleotides long. RefSeq names its product glucosamine 6-phosphate N-acetyltransferase-like. Gene Ontology annotation, molecular function: glucosamine 6-phosphate N-acetyltransferase activity; monosaccharide binding. Gene Ontology annotation, cellular component: endoplasmic reticulum; endoplasmic reticulum-Golgi intermediate compartment; Golgi apparatus. The transcript has 2 exons. Gene Ontology annotation, biological process: UDP-N-acetylglucosamine biosynthetic process. Bases 160 to 633 code for a protein of 157 amino acids. The record is from RefSeq and is a predicted model, not a curated record. Lineage: Eukaryota; Viridiplantae; Streptophyta; Magnoliopsida; Fagales; Juglandaceae.
UAGUUGUACGGUACUCCGAGUCAGAGGCAAAGUCAGUCUCAACUAGUCUCCCUGGCUCUUCUCGCAUCUACUUUAUCGAACACCUGGCCUUCCUCGCGGUGAUGGACUCCAUUCCGCCCGGCAGCAAAGAUAAAGGAUCUUAUCGGGUAAAAGAAAAAGAUGCAGGCCAGUAAUUCGUCCAGCGAAGAUCAGAAGUUUCUGGUACGAAGAUUACAGAUCUCAGACAAAAGCAAGGGUUUUAUAGAGCUGCUGCGGCAACUAACCGUUUGUGACUCUGUUUCUGACAAUGACUUUGAAGAUCGAUUUCAUGAGAUCAGCUCCCUUGGAGCUUACCACGUUAUUUGUGUCAUAGAAGAUGAAUCGUCUGGGAAGAUCAUUGCAACUGGGAGUGUGUUCAUUGAGAACAAGUUUCUGAGGAAUUGCGGCAAAGUUGGGCACAUUGAAGAUGUUGUGGUCGACUCCAAUGCUCGGGGGAUGCAAUUAGGCAAGAAAGUCAUUGCAUUCCUCACGGAUCAUGCUCGUUCUAUGGGUUGCUAUAAGGUGAUUCUUGACUGCAGUUUGGAGAAUAGGGCAUUCUAUGAGAAAUGCGGUUUCAAGCAAAAGGAAAUUCAGAUGGUCAAGUAUUUUGUGUGAUUUUUUUACUGCAAUUUUGGUAGCCACUGGUGUCUUGUUUCUAUUAGAACGAGGAAAACCAAAAUAACUUGUGAUCAUACUGUGAAAUUCAUAGCAUCAAGAUGCUCUCUAAUUUCUAGGAUAUUAGCAAAAUUCAUGGAUAAAUAUAGAGUUGAGAAAUGCUAAUCAUCACCUUUUCAACCACCAUCAUUUCAUCGUGAGUCCAGACUUGCCAGUUUACUAUUAUCCAGAUUUGCAAGGCAUGAACAAAUCACAUUAAUAAAUUAGCUGA